Nerophis lumbriciformis (worm pipefish) is the source of this 2478-nucleotide messenger RNA. The record is from RefSeq and is a predicted model, not a curated record. Lineage: Eukaryota; Metazoa; Chordata; Actinopteri; Syngnathiformes; Syngnathidae.
AUGGACGGAAGGAGAGGACCGGACAAGAAGAUGUUUAUGUCUUCGUGUGGGAGCUUGUACGACAGCAACAACCUGCUAUUGCAAUACUGCAACAACGACGACACCAUGUCAGCGGGUAGCAACUUGGACAUGGAGGACCGCGUGUCUCACUUGGAGCAGAGGCUUCAGCUUCAGGAGGACGACAUCCAGCUUUUGAAGGCGGCGCUGGCCGACGCCCUGCGCCGCCUUGGCUGCUGCGAGGAGCAGAGUCUGGCCUCGCAGCAGCCUGGGUGCGGCAACUCCUCCGGGAGGAGGUCUCUGCCUGCCACGGCCCCACCCACCAAGGUGCGUCAGCUACUUCAAGCGCUCCCUUCCAAGCCGACGAGCAACGGAUACGUUCAACACAAACGCCUUCUCUCGUCACCGUCCUCGCCCAAGAAGGAUGUUCUGAACUCCAUCAAGAGGAAGAGCAUGUCAACAGAGCGCCUCACGUUGGUCAGGAGGGAAGCGGCGGCGGCUGAGAGUCGGAGUCGAACAACUUCGUCCAGCAGCUCGACAGGCGGGAAAAGCAAAUCCAAAGAAUGCACCUACAAUGCAGAGGACGGCUACGUGAGGAUGUUCCUGCGCGGCCGUCCAGUCACCAUGCAUGUACCCGAGCAGCAGAGGGACAGCUAUAGCCUGGACCACAAGGGGGCGCUACCCAACCGCAAACUCAAAUUGGAGUGGGUCUAUGGCUACCGCGGUCGCGACUGUCGCUCCAAUUUGUAUCUUUUGCCCACCGGGGAGAUUGUUUACUUCAACGCUUCCGUCGUGGUGUUGUACAACACCGACGAGCAGCAGCAGAGACACUACUUGGGACACAACGAUGAUGUCAAGUGCUUGAGUGUGCAUCCUGACAUGGUUACUAUAGCAACUGGACAAGUGGCAGGAAAUACUAAAGAUGGAAAGCUGCUUCCGCCUCACGUCCGCGUGUGGGACUCGGUGAGCCUGAACACGCUUCACGUACUCGGCCUGGGCGCGUUCGACCGAGCCGUCACCUGCGUGUCCUUUUCCAAAUCUAACGGCGGCAGUUUCCUGUGCGCCGUAGACGACGCCAACGACCACAUCUUGUCGGUGUGGAACUGGCAGAAGGAGAAGCGACUGGCUGAUGUCAAGUGUUCCAACGACUCCGUGUUGGGCGCCGUGUUUCACCCGAUGGACGCUGAGCUGAUCGUAACUUGUGGAAAGUCACAUCUUAACUUUUGGACUCUGGAAGGAAACACGCUGACAAAGAAACAAGGACUUUUUGAGAAACACGAGAAGCCAAAGUACGUGUUGUGUGUGGCUUUCGCCGAGAAUGGAGACGCUAUCACCGGAGACUCCAGUGGAAACAUUUACGUGUGGGCUAAAGGCGGCAAUCGCAUCAGCCAUGUCUGGGCGGGGGCUCACGAGGGCGGCAUCUUCUCCAUAUGCGUCUUGAAGGACGGGACCUUGGUGUCUGGGGGAGGGAAAGACCGCAAAGUGGCACUGUGGGACCGAGAAUACCGCAAGCAAGCGGACAUGGAGGUGGGUGAUGCUUUCGGUCCAGUGCGGGCUAUUGCGGAAGGCAAAGGGGGCCAACUCUUUAUCGGGACCACCAAAAACGCCAUCCUCAAAGCGGCUUUCCCUGAUACUCUGACACCCAUCAUACAGGGUCACACCGAUGAACUUUGGGGUCUGGCCGUGCAUUCGAGUCUGGAUCAGUUUGUCACCUGCUGUCAGGAUAAGCUAGUUCACCUGUGGGACACAAACUCCCACCAGCCUAUCUGGACCAAGACCAUUGAGGAUCCUGGAAGGUGUGCGGGAUUUCAUCCAAACGGAGAAGUUCUGGCCAUUGGCACUAUGACUGGAAGAUGGUUAGUGCUGGACACAGACACUCGUGACCUUGUGUCUAUGCACACAGACGGCAAUGAGAUCAUCUCCAAUGUGAAGUAUUCUCCAGAUGGCAACUUCCUGGCGGUGUCUUCACACGACAACUUUGUUUACAUCUACGCCGUAACGGAGAAUGGACGCAAGUACAGCCGCGUGGGAAAGUGUACCGGUCACUCCAGCUUUGUGACACAUGUGGACUGGUCCUCCGAUAGCGACUACCUAGUGACCAAUUCGGGAGACUACGAGAUCCUAUUCUGGGAGGCGCCCAGCGGCAAACAUGUGACCAACAUGGACACCGUGCGAAACCUCACCUGGGCCACGUCCACCUGCACGCUGAGCUUUACCACGUUUGGAAUUUGGCCGGACGGUGCCGACGGCACAGACAUCAACGGCGUAUGUCGGUCACACGACAACUCCCUGCUGGCGUCGGCUGACGACUUUGGCAAAGUGCACUUGCUUUCGUAUCCGUGCUCCCAGCCUCGGGCACCAGGCCACGAGUACGGCGGCCACAGCAGUCACGUGACCAACGUGGCUUUCCUGCAAGAUGACAGCCGUCUCAUCUCUACUGGAGGAAAAGACGCCAGCGUCCUUCAGUGGCUGCUUGUUUAG